GGGAAUCGGCGCCAUAUGCCAUAUGCCCCGGUGGGGGAUUUGAGAUAUGAAGACCCCCAGCCAUAUCGACAGCAGUGGAAUGGCAUUUUCGAUGCCAGUCAAAUGGCUCCGGUCUGUAUGCAGUGGGACCAAUUUGUGGAGGGGGAUUAUAAGGUCCACGGGACGGAGGAUUGUUUGAAAUUGAAUAUUUAUAAACCCACAACUGGAGAGGAGAAAGAGGGGGAGGAGGUCAAAUAUCCCGUCAUGGUCUUCAUCAAUGGCGGCUGUUUCAUGUUUGGUGGUGUAAAUGUCAAUCAACCCCAGCGCCUGAUGGCCAGUGGCAAAAUGAUGUUGGUUACCAUUGCCUAUCGCCUGGGAGCCUUGGGUUUCCUGAGUGCCGAAGACGAAGCCCUACCCGGAAAUUUGGGUUUGAAAGAUCAACGUUUGGCUUUGCGCUGGAUUAAGGAAAACAUUGCCCAUUUUGGUGGAGAUCCCAAUAAAAUUCUCCUGACCGGAUUUUCGGCUGGAGGGGCCUCCACGCAUUUCCAUAUUUUACAGAGGCCCCAAGAAAAUGUGGCCAAGGCUGCAGUGUCAUUUAGUGGAGUGGCGCUUAAUCCCUGGGUCCUCAUACGUAACCCCAAGUGGAGGGCCCUCAAAUUGGCCGAAAUUUUGAAGUGUCCCCAAUGCAAAAAUGGUUUGGAAAUUAAAAUGUGUCUCAAACAACAAAAGGCGGAGGACAUUGUGGCAGCCACUGCCAGAUUUCAAAAAUUUGCCUAUAAUCCAUUUACCGUAUUUGGACCGGCAGUGGAACCACCCAACACUCCGGGGGCAUUUUUAACACAACAUCCCAUUGAAAUCAUCAAAUCGGGAAAUUUCACUCACAUACCCUGGUUGGCUUCAUAUGUCUCCGAGGAUGGGGGUUACAAUGCAGCGGAAUUGAUGUCCAUUAAUCCCAAAACGGGUAGGGAGCUAAUGUAUCAACUUAACGGUAAUUGGCAGGAGCUGUUGGCCACAAAUUUAUUUCUGGACAACAUCAGUGAACAUCCUCGGGAAUAUGCCCGACAAUUGAAGUCAAGAUAUUUGGGGGAGUUAGCAUUUUAUCCGGAAAAUUAUCCGCAUGUUUCGGAACUUUUUACGGCAGUCUUGUUUAGGGAUGGAGUUUUGGAUUCUUUGAAGCUACACAAGCAAUAUUCCCAGGCCCCCCGUUUAUGGUUAUGUCUAUAGCAAUCCGGCGGAUUACAAUGUGGGUCAGGGGGUGUCUAAACGUAACGAUGUGAA
This is a messenger RNA of Musca domestica (house fly), 1257 nucleotides long. RefSeq names its product esterase-5B-like. The record is from RefSeq and is a predicted model, not a curated record. Bases 16 to 1203 code for a protein of 395 amino acids. NCBI's taxonomy places the organism in Eukaryota, Metazoa, Arthropoda, Insecta, Diptera, Muscidae. The transcript has a single exon.